Messenger RNA from Cylicostephanus goldi, 2469 nucleotides. NCBI's taxonomy places the organism in Eukaryota, Metazoa, Nematoda, Chromadorea, Rhabditida, Strongylidae. The record is from the annotation of a GenBank genome assembly.
AUGGCUUCCGAACGAGAAGAAGACGUCAUUGAUGAAAUGAACAGUGAUCUGGAAGAAUCGGAUCUGGAAGAAGAGGAGGGGCUUCUAGAGCCAUGCUUCAAAUACCAGCGAGUUGAAGGUCCCGAUAUGAAGCAGUUGCAGGCCACUCAGAUAAUAACUGCCAUCACUGUUCAUCUGAAACUCAUUGCGAUCGGAACGCAACAAGGUUAUUUAUGGAUAAUGGAUCAUUUUGGCCAUGUCGAUCACAAACACUUGCCGAUGACUCGUCCACAUAGAAGCGCUGUUAUCAAGUUGUCGAUGGAUAGUGAUGGAAACUAUGUAAUGAGUUGUGGAAGCGAUGGACGAGUUGUCAUAUCAGGCUUAGGAUGUGACAACUUGAAUUAUGUGCUGAAUUUGUCAACUGUGCCACGUUGUAUAGCGAUAAGUCCUCUUUUCUCCAAAUCGGGUUCAGUGCCGAUGUUCGCUGUCGCCGAAAGGAAAUUGGUAAUUUACGAGAGAAAAUUUCUCAAGUAUAGGGAUACCAUAAUCUAUUCUGGUCAAGAGAGAAAUGGUGAUAUUAUGGAAUGUUCAUGGCAGCAAUCACUUAUAGCAUUUACUAACUGCGGGGGAACUACAAUUUAUGAUAGAGAAGUGGGAAAACUGAUUUCGCUUAUACCUCCAUCACACAGCGGUACGGGUCCCGCCAAUAAUUUCCUACAGUAUCCUGCGUCACAUUGCUGGAUAGACGAUGCUUUGUUGGCCGUCGCAUGGGCGGAUACUCUUACCAUAGCCAAGGUAGUAGCGGAAGAAGGGGUGAAAAGCGUGGAAAUUUAUUUUCAGUGGAACCUGGAUAUGUUCUGUACAGGAGUAUCAUACGCUGUAAGAAAUUCUGAAGAAUUUCCGAAUAUGGUAGUUUUUGGAUUACGGUAUGGUUGCGAAUUGGACGCUAAUCUACCAACCAGUUCUUCUGCUCCAGAAGAGAAUAGUUCGAAUCCACAAGUCCAACUUUGCCUAUUUGAACCUAAAACUUUUUCGUCCUACUCCCUCCUAGCAGAGGAUGGACUAACCCUGUCAACAGGCAAUCUUACCCCUCAGCCAUCCCACUUUACUAUGGCGGGUUUACCCACUUGCGAGUGCUACUUCCUUGCUGGUCCUAGUGACCUCAUUACAGUAACCCGCUACAGUACUGCGGACAGGAUUCGUUGGAGGAUAGAAAACGACCUCUGGGAAGAAGCUUGGGAGUUGAUGUGCGAGAAGGAGACAGACUUGGGAGAUUUUGAAUGGGACAGGAAGUCUCUAGGAAGAGCGAUGAUUGAGAACUUCAUCGCGUCUGGAAAACCGCGACGAGCAGCGGCUAGGCUGGCAGAAGUUUGUGGAACAAUGAAGACAGAGUGGGAGUGGGCUGUUCAGACAUUCGAACCAGCUCAAUUGGAGAGGGAAUGCUAUGAAACGGCGCUUUUGGCAGCGCUCUACAACGACGUGGGUCUUUUUAAGCGUCUCAUCUUGGACUGGUCUCCAAGCCUAUACCGAGCUGGGUAUAUCACUGGAAUUACCCUGAAGCGUAUCCAAGAGAUAGCUUCAUCUCAAUCUGAACCAAAUAGUCCACUUCAAAAUGAUGAAAUUUCUCUCUACCAAGCGCUGGCACAUCUUUAUCUACAUGAAAGAAACUACAGCUCUGCCUUGAAGAUCUACUUCACCUUGAAAGACCCUCGAAUAUUUUCGGUAAUCGACAAUUACCAACUUUUCGACCAGGUUAACAAUUAUUUACCGGAGCUUCUGAGUAUCAACGAAGAUCAAGCUGUACGACUGUUUCUAGGAAACGAAGAUAAAUUUUCUCCUUCUUUGGUCGUAGCUGCCACAGCUCAUCAAUCAAAACUUCAACUGGCUUACCUAAGCCAGCUUUUGAACAAAAAUGAAGCUGCUGAAUAUGCUGACCUGGCCAUUCGCCUAUUUGCAGAUCACGACAAGGAAAAGCUACUACCCUUUUUGAGAAAAAAUGAAAAUUAUAAGAUUCAUAAAGCUCUGGACAUCUGCCAGCAGAAAAACUACGUGGAAGAGACGAUUUUCUUAUUAGGCAAAAGUGGAAAAUACGCCGAAGCUUUGGACCUGCUGAUGAAGAGCUAUGAUCGACUAGAAAAAGCGUUGGAAUUCUGCCAAGAGCAAGACGAUGCUGAUUUAUGGACCAGACUGAUUGAUGAAGUUGUUAAAACACCCGAUCGUGUAAAUUACCUACUCAAUAAUGCUGGAAGCGGUCUAGACCCCCUUCAAAUUAUUGCGAAAAUUCCGCCGACCAUGCCCGUGCCAGGGUUACGAGAUGCCCUGAUAAAAGUUCUGCGCGACUAUGCGGUUAAAUUUACUCUGCAGAAGAACUGCCGAGAAGCAACCCGUGCAGACGUUCGUGAGCUUCUUACGCUGUAUUUAGAAAACCAAGCAUUAUCCGCUUAUGGACAGCAAGUCCCGAAUCCGCAACGAGCUGAACUUCUUAUGUAA